Molecule: messenger RNA, 978 nt
Organism: Xyrichtys novacula (pearly razorfish)
Lineage: Eukaryota; Metazoa; Chordata; Actinopteri; Labriformes; Labridae
Source: the annotation of a GenBank genome assembly
AUGAAAAAAAACAAAGAAAAAGGAGGAAAAGGAGUGCCGGACCUUGGCCUGUUUUUAAAAAGCAGAUAUGCUUCACUGGCGAUCAGGGCUGCCAUGGCCCCAUCCAGAAACCCCAAAACAGCUGCCCUUACAAGAUUCUGGAUGGGGUCAUAUCUGCAACGGCUAAAAAUCUUACCUGUGGACCUGAGAAUUCCAGUGUCCUUUAACCUUCCCCCUGCAUAUCUUUUAAUUCAGAAAUUUUUAAAACAUUUUAAACUUGAAGAAGAACAGUUGGACAUUUUAACUAACCACCGUUCUCUCAUUUCUGUUGUGCAGGAGCGGGAGCCAGUGAGUCCAGUGCGCGGGCUUGCACUCGGUGAGCCCUCCACAGUUUGGCGCAAUGUGAACCAUCCUGCUCUUCCAAACAGACUCCGGGACCUGUCAUGGAUGGUGGCUCAUGAGAUCCUCCCAGUCAGGUCUGUUAUGCACUCCCGGGGCAUGUCAACGUCCUCACUUUGCCCCCGACCAGGUUGUGGCGCGCCUGAGUCGGUGAGGCAUCUGCUCUGGGAGUGCAGCGCUGCUGUAGAACAGUGGGCACUGGCCGGCACCUUGCAAUUCCCGUGCUUACCAGCAAGGGAGGUCCUCACAGCACAGCUAGUGCUUUAUGGAGUGAGCCAUGAACAGCAGCCGCCAAAGGACUUUUCCCAACAAUGGCUCACUCUAGCCGCCAUCAAGGACGCCAUAUGGACCUCCAGGAACUUGCUGGUAAGGAAGCACAAGCAGAUCCCCCCCGUGGCUGUUCUCCGGAUGGCAGCAGCAACGGUCACAAUGGCCGGGGCUGCAGGCGGCAGGCCUAGGAAACAGCCACAAAGAAGAAUCGCCUCUGUGCCCAUUCGGACGAAGGAGCCGGAGCUACACGGGAAAAGUUCAAAGCAGCAGCAGCCUGGCUCUCCGGGAGUGGCAGGCGGGAAGGAGCAGCAGGGUGGGGGUCUCCUCUGA